Molecule: messenger RNA, 1766 nt
Organism: Ctenopharyngodon idella (grass carp)
Lineage: Eukaryota; Metazoa; Chordata; Actinopteri; Cypriniformes; Xenocyprididae
Gene: tuba7l
Product: tubulin, alpha 7 like
Exons: 6
Coding region: 364-1713 (449 amino acids)
Biological process (GO): microtubule cytoskeleton organization; mitotic cell cycle
Cellular component (GO): cytoplasm; microtubule
Molecular function (GO): structural constituent of cytoskeleton; GTP binding
Source: RefSeq, a predicted model, not a curated record
UAAAACGCUGUAUCAUAACGUACAUUCCCAUUAUUUUACGCUUAUAUUUAAAUAUUUGAGGUGUGGGCCAAUAAUAAUCUUCCAACAAGUGAUUGACAUUUAUAUUACAAUUAAUUUCAGAAGUAAACCAAUAACUGAGAAGGUGGGCGGGGCCAGAGUUCACUGACAUAUAAAAGCUAGCGAAUUAAUUUCAAAAAACAAUAUCGGCAUCGGCAGACGUUGAGAUUUCUGUGCAUCCAAAUCUGAAGAAAAUAUAAACUGAAAUUAUCAAUUUUCUUUCUACUAUAUAUAUAUAACUAUAUACGAAGGCUUUUCGUAUCUACAUCGUAUUUACAUUAAACCUCUUUAAAAUAUUCCUGUAAAAUGCGCGAGUGUAUCUCCAUUCAUGUGGGCCAGGCGGGAGUUCAGAUCGGUAACGCUUGCUGGGAGCUGUACUGUCUCGAGCACGGCAUACAGGCGGACGGGCACAUGCCCAGCGACCAGACCACCUCAGGCGGAGAUGAAUCCUUCAACACCUUCUUCAGCGAGACCGGCGCCGGGAAACAUGUUCCCAGAGCCGUGUUUGUGGACCUCGAACCCACCGUCGUUGAUGAGGUUCGAACUGGAACAUACAGACAGCUGUUUCACCCAGAGCAGCUGAUAACUGGGAAGGAGGACGCUGCAAACAAUUACGCAAGAGGCCAUUACACCAUUGGCAAGGAAAUCGUAGACCUGGUACUUGACCGCGUUCGCAAACUGUGUGAUCAGUGCACUGGACUACAAGGAUUCCUCAUCUUCCACAGCUUUGGCGGUGGAACUGGAUCGGGUUUUGCUUCACUGCUGAUGGAGAGGUUGUCCGUUGACUAUGGCAAGAAAGCCAAGCUUGAGUUUGCUGUUUACCCUGCGCCUCAGGUUUCCACCGCAGUGGUAGAGCCCUACAAUUCCAUUCUGACCACACACACCACCCUCGAGCACUCAGACUGCGCUUUCAUGGUGGACAACGAGGCCAUCUAUGAUAUCUGCCGCCGUAACCUGGACAUAGAGCGCCCCACAUACACCAACCUCAACCGCCUCAUCGGCCAGAUCGUGUCAUCGAUCACUGCUUCCCUGCGGUUCGACGGAGCUCUCAAUGUCGACCUGACAGAGUUCCAAACCAACCUGGUGCCGUACCCUCGCAUCCACUUUCCUCUGGUCACAUACGCCCCGGUGAUCUCCGCCGAGAAGGCGUACCACGAGCAGCUGUCCGUCGUGGAAAUCACCAACGCUUGCUUUGAGCCGGCCAAUCAGAUGGUGAAGUGUGACCCCCGGCACGGGAAGUACAUGGCUUGCUGUAUGCUGUACCGUGGAGAUGUGGUUCCAAAGGAUGUCAAUGCUGCCAUUGGAAGCAUAAAGACCAAGAGGACCAUUCAGUUUGUUGACUGGUGUCCCACAGGGUUCAAGGUCGGUAUCAACUACCAGCCGCCAACUGUAGUUCCAGGAGGUGAUCUGGCCAAAGUUCAAAGGGCAGUCUGUAUGUUGAGCAACACCACAGCCAUCGCCGAGGCCUGGGCCCGUCUGGAUCACAAGUUUGAUCUAAUGUAUGCGAAGAGAGCCUUCGUGCACUGGUACGUUGGAGAAGGUAUGGAGGAGGGCGAGUUUGCGGAGGCCCGUGAAGAUUUAGCCGCUCUCGAGAAAGAUUAUGAAGAGGUGGGAGUCGACACUCCCGACGGUGAAGGCGAGGAGGGAGAGGAAUAAAUGUGAUUUUACUCUUAAAUGUUCUGAAUAUAGCAAUAAAUGUUGACAUUUGA